Molecule: messenger RNA, 348 nt
Organism: Paramecium sonneborni
Lineage: Eukaryota; Ciliophora; Oligohymenophorea; Peniculida; Parameciidae
Source: the annotation of a GenBank genome assembly
UAACUGCUAAUUUCAUGAAUGACUCUUUGAGAUCUUUGUCAACUAAUGAUUCUUUAGAAGGGCAGACUAGAAAAAAAAAGAAAAGCAAUGCUACAUCUAAAAAGACUAAUCGUCCUCAAAAUAUUAGUUAUACUGAAGUCGUUGAUUUACUUAAUCCAUAAAAUUUAUUCAUUAACAAAAAUCUAGAAGAAGAAUUUAAUACUAUUGAAUUGUAUGAUUAUCAUUUAUUAUAAUAGAAUUCCUGAGACUUCUUAUUUUCCUCACUUCAAAUUUAUUUUAGAUGAAAAUUUAACUUGUACAGAAACAAAAUGGAGACGUUUACCAACACUUAUUAAAUUAACAUAAUGA